AUGAGUGUUGUUGAAGCAUCUUCAAGUUCUAUUGCUAAUGACUCUACUGGUAGUGGUAGUAGUAACGUUGUUCAAAGAGGAAAUAUUUCUUCAUUUGCAUCAACUACUGCUACUACAAAUUUAACAACUAUUGAUACAAACGGUAAUGUUUUUAAAGUUCCAGAUUAUUCCAUUAAAGAUAUUUUACAAGCUAUUCCAAAACAUUGUUAUGAAAGAUCUUUGAUUAGAUCUUUGGGUUAUGUUGUUAGAGAUAUCACCAUGAUGGUUUUAAUUAGUUAUGUUGGACAUUCUUUUAUUCCAUUGGUUGAUAUUGAAAACCAUGAAACUUUAAGUACUGUUGUUAGAGGUUCUUUAUGGAUGGUCCAAUCUUAUUUAAUUGGGUUAUUUGGUUUUGGUUUAUGGAUUUUAGCUCAUGAAUGUGGUCAUGGUGCAUUUUCAGAUUAUCAAAAUUUAAAUGAUCUAAUUGGUUGGGUUAUACAUUCUUAUUUGAUGGUUCCUUACUUUUCAUGGAAAUUUUCUCAUGCUAAACAUCAUAAAGCAACUGGUCAUUUAACUAAAGAUAUGGUUUUCAUUCCAUAUACUAAAGAAGAAUAUUUAGAAAAGAAUAAAGUUGAAAAAGUUUCUGAAUUGGUUGAAGAAUCUCCAAUUUAUUCCCUUUUAGUUUUAAUUUUUCAACAAUUGGGUGGUUUACAAUUAUAUUUAGCUAAUAAUGCAACUGGUCAAGUUUAUCCUGGUGUUUCAUGGUAUGCAAGAUCUCAUUAUUCUCCAAUUUCUCCAGUUUUUGAUAAAAAUCAAUAUUGGUUCAUUGUUUUAUCUGAUAUUGGUAUUAUUUCAACUUUAACUGUGGUUUAUCAAUGGUAUAAAAACUUUGGUUUAUUUAAUAUGAUGAUCAAUUGGUUUGUUCCAUGGUUAUGGGUUAAUCAUUGGUUAGUUUUUGUUACAUUUUUACAACAUACUGAUCCAACAAUGCCUCAUUAUGCUGCUAACGAAUGGACUUUUGCUCGUGGUGCUGCUGCUACAAUUGAUAGAAAUUUUGGAUUUGUUGGUCAACACAUCUUCCAUGAUAUUAUUGAAACUCAUGUUUUACAUCAUUAUGUUUCAAGAAUUCCAUUUUAUAAUGCCAGAGAAGCUACUGAAGCUAUUAAAAAAGUUAUGGGUGAACAUUAUAGAUAUGAAGGAGAAAAUAUGUGGUUUUCUUUAUGGAAAUGUGUUAGAAUGUGUCAAUUUGUUGAUGAUGAUAAAGAAGAUGCCAAAGGUGUUUUAAUGUUUAGAAAUGUUAAUGGUUUAGGUGUCAAACCAAAGGAUUAG
Messenger RNA from Candida tropicalis MYA-3404, 1308 nucleotides. It is a transcript of the gene FAD3, whose product is annotated as Fad3p. Gene Ontology annotation, biological process: lipid metabolic process. Bases 1 to 1308 code for a protein of 435 amino acids. The transcript has a single exon. The record is from RefSeq and is a predicted model, not a curated record. Gene Ontology annotation, molecular function: oxidoreductase activity, acting on paired donors, with oxidation of a pair of donors resulting in the reduction of molecular oxygen to two molecules of water. NCBI's taxonomy places the organism in Eukaryota, Fungi, Ascomycota, Pichiomycetes, Serinales, Debaryomycetaceae.